AUGCUUAUAUACCUAGACACAGAUGCAUUUAUAGCUGUAUACGUGUAUACUAAUAAGACUGUGUCAAAUGCAAGAUUGCCCAACAAAGAGCUCCCCCCAUCCACCACAGUCAAGUUCCCUCGCUGGAACUCCACCAAGGAACACUUCGCCGAUUGCCCAACAAAGAGCUCCCCCCAUCCACCACAGUCAAGUUCCCUCGCUGGAACUCCACCAAGGAACACUUCGCCGUCAAGACUGCCCAACAAAGAGCUCCCCCCAUCCACCACAGUCAAGUUCCCUCGCUGGAACUCCACCAAGGAACACUUCGCCGUCGUCUCGGAGGUGAACCUGACUGUUGCUUUGUCCAUAUUUGGAGAAGAUCUUGUCCUUUGUUGGGACGGAAACCAGACGGCCGUCAAGGCGAGCGAAGGAGACUGUCAAGGCUUGCCAGCCCGCGAGGUGCACAAGGUCACACUCGAUUACGAGACACAGGAGAUCAAGAGUGCUGAUGGCCGAGUUCUGAGAAGACUGAAUAGCACCAACGCAAAUAAAGAUGACCUGAUGAAGAUGAAGGCUGACGGAGGCAAGGCCUGGGCUGUGCAGAGUCUGGGAGACUGGCCUCACCCUCACGACCAAGACCAAAGCACGGACAACCAAGUGGAGUAACUGUUGAGAACCUUCCUGCACUUCAACGGACGCCACACCAUUCGACAAGACUGGGAAAACCUCCUGAUGACUUGAUUUAGCCAAAAUUGAUUUUUUUUUCUCUCAAUUGCUGGGUAUGAAACUAGAGAUGUCGUCAAGGCUAGCGGUGGCUUUCAUGAAAUACCUAAGGGUCAUGUAACCAAAUAUAUAACACUAAAUCUCACCUCUCCUGGACAAAGCAAGGCGUCUCCCAGUCAACAACUUUAAUUACGUAUGUAUGGAUGUAUAGAUGUAUAAUCAUGAUCAUUAUCAAUAUUAAUGUUAUCAUCAUUAUAAUCGUUAUUAGCAUUAUUAUUGUUAUAUUUUUUAUAUUUUCAUUUUUAUUAUAGAUGUUAUCAUUAUUCUGGCGGUGAUGGUGAUAUGUUUAUCAUUAUUUCCAUCAUUAUCCUUAUAAAUACCUAUUAUUGUCUACAUCGCUGUCUAUUACUCUUGUUUGCAUUAUUAUCUGUAGCAAUAUUACUUUCACCUACUGUACUGGGACAAUCCAACGUGAUUCUCGUUUCUUGAUAAAUCUUAUUCGUAGAGGGCUCUACAAAUGUUUGGUUAACAAGGAGUCAAAUACUACCCUAACCUGUCUUACCUGUUUAUCCUUUUCCUUGAUUUUCGGAAAGAUUUUAUGUUUAUUUUUCAUAGUUAUUAGUAUUUAAUAUUUUUUUUUUAUUAGCUAUAAUGUUAUUAUUAGUAAUAACUGUAUCGACAUCAAUAUCUGCAGAAAGUUUUUUUUUUAAUUCAAGGUGGUGAAAUCAGACCAUCAGAGUCAAAUUUGUAAAAAUAAACUACAAAUAUUCCCCUAAAAUACAGUGGGCAGUACGCAAUCCCGUGCUCAGUAGGUUGACAUUAUACUUUGUUAUUGUUAUCAUAGUUAUUGAUGUUAUAAUACUCAUUUUUAUUAGAGGAUAGAUACCCACGACCUCUCUCUAGAUCUGCCAGAGAGCAAAUAAAACGGCAAUUUUUCCCUUUUUCUCUGUCUCACAAACCUGCAUGUUAUGAUCAAAAGCAGUCUGUCCGGUUCGUAUUCCCGUGCUCUGUGAAGCCGAUACUUUGCAGAAAACGGCGGUCAGUGAGGGGUGGGUUAUCUAAGUGGACUGCUUUGCAAAUAAAGGAAAGAGGAUUGAGUAAUAGCAAGGAAGAUUUAGCUAACUCACUCUCGCUCUCUCUCUCUCUCUC
This is a messenger RNA of Penaeus vannamei (Pacific white shrimp), 1851 nucleotides long. The record is from RefSeq and is a predicted model, not a curated record. Lineage: Eukaryota; Metazoa; Arthropoda; Malacostraca; Decapoda; Penaeidae.